AUGUCAAUUAAUAAUAGCGAUAGUCAUAGUAAUAGUGAUAGUAAUAAUAAUAAUAAUAAUGGUAGUGGAGAUAAUAGUUAUAAAACAUCAUUCCUAAGGAGAUUUGUUGAUGGACAUGACAAGGAACAUAAAGGGUACUCUACAGUACCAAAGGACAAGCGGAGAGACAGUGUCUCUAGUAAUCACGCCAUUCAAUUCAUAGACGAUGACUAUAGUCCUCUCAUAGACCCAUCAUCACCUUCACAAGUACUAGUCAACAAGAUAUUCGAUAUAAGAGAAAAGAUUGAUGAUCAUGCAGCUGCUCAAAAUCUAUUUGGUCAUAAAACAAUAGGAUAUAUUGGAGGAUUUUGUUUAUUAGUUGGAAAUAUAACUGGGCCUGGAUUAGUAGAGAUUGCAUCGACUUAUCAACAUGGUGGUUGGAUUCUGUCGACAUUGGCAUUUAUUGGGAUGAUGAUGUUGAGUGGACUGGCAUCAUUCUUUUUGAUAGAGUCGAUGGCUGCUCUACCGGGUAAUCCAAGGUUUCAGUUGAGAGUAGAGUUUGUCAUGUUGUGUAAAUUCUAUUUUGGUAAGGUUGGCUAUGUCCUGGCACAGAUAUUUAUCAAUGUCAGUUUGCAAGCAACCAAUAUCGCAUCGAUUAUUAUUUGUGCACAAAUGGUAGACAGUCUACUCAUCUUUAUCUUUGGCAAAAGUUGUGGUGUCCAAUUAUACCCUCAUCAACGAUGGACUUGUGUUGAAACUGAGAGUUCAAGUACCUCUCCAUUUGCAGAUUACUAUAUGCUAUUUACUCUUGGGUAUCUAAUAGUAUUGGUUAUUAUCAUACCAUUAGGUAUUUUAAAUCUUGAAGAUAAUAUUAUUGUUCAAACUAUUUGCUUUAUAUUGAUGGUAGCAAUUGUAACAAGUUGGAUUAUAAUGUUUAUUAUUAAUGGAUUGGAACCAACCAAUUUACCUGCGAUAGGCGAUAAACUUGGAAUAAGUAAAAUCCUUGGCAAUGUUAUAUUUAAUUAUGCUUAUAUUACUACUCUACCUUCUUAUGUUAAUGAAGUUAAACCAACAGUAAAUAUAAAGAAAUCAAUAUUUUCGGCUACAGUAUUUUCAACAUUUAUAUUUAUGAUGAUUGGUAUAUUUGGAUCUUUGGCAUUUAGUAAUAUGCCAUAUGACAGUGAUAUUUUGAGUAUGAUUAAUUCAACGAGUCAUGCCAAUGUCUUUUCGAGAGUGUCGGUCUAUAUCUUUCCAUUUAUCGUGUUGGCCAGCUCCAUCCCAGUGUUUAGCAUCAUUGUUCGAUACAAUCUCACACAGAAUCGAUUACUCAAGAAACCAGUGGCCAUUUUCAUCUCGGUCAUCCUUCCAUGGAUCAUUGUCAUCCCAUUCAUGACUGGUGAAGGUCUAAUCAAUAUUAUCGAUUGGGCUAGUCUAUUCUUUAGUUCAACUUCCAAUUUCAUCAUUCCACUUUUAAUUUAUUUAAAAUCUUUACAUUUUAGAUCAAAGAAUUUUUUAACAAAUGAACAAAAAGAAAUUAUAGAUUCAUUGGCACAAGAUACAAUCGAUUGGGAAGAAAAUGAAGUUAUGUUGUUUGAAGACAAGAAUCAAUUCAAGGGACUAAAAGGUUUGUUACCAUUUUCAAUAUCAUUGUAUCCCGAAAGUGGGUUUUUGCUGGAAUGUGAGCAAACCUCAAGAGGUAGUUCUACAUCGACAUAUAAUAACGCUCGUAUAUUUACUAUACUACUUUUAAAUAUAAUCUACAUUCUCUGUCACAUUGAUUAUACAAGUGGGUUUUUGCUGGAAUGUGAGCAAACCUUAAGAGGUAGUUCUACAUCGACUGUAAGAUUUAGAUGA
Messenger RNA from Cavenderia fasciculata, 1833 nucleotides. RefSeq lists its product as uncharacterized. The record is from RefSeq and is a predicted model, not a curated record. The transcript has 8 exons. NCBI's taxonomy places the organism in Eukaryota, Evosea, Eumycetozoa, Acytosteliales, Cavenderiaceae. The coding region runs from base 1 to 1833 and encodes 610 amino acids.